Molecule: messenger RNA, 1717 nt
Organism: Haliotis rubra (blacklip abalone)
Lineage: Eukaryota; Metazoa; Mollusca; Gastropoda; Lepetellida; Haliotidae
Product: GDP-fucose transporter 1-like
Exons: 6
Coding region: 43-1110 (355 amino acids)
Biological process (GO): GDP-fucose import into Golgi lumen; protein O-linked glycosylation via fucose
Cellular component (GO): Golgi apparatus
Molecular function (GO): antiporter activity
Source: RefSeq, a predicted model, not a curated record
UGUUAGGCGUGUAUAUAUAUACACCACGGACUUGUUGGAUUAAUGCGUUCAUUUAGUUAUAAUCCUGUUGGAAGGAAAGUAAUAAUGGAAUCGUUUGCUUCAAAAUCGCUGAAGAUUGCAUCUGUGGUUGCUGCAUACUGGUUCAUUUCCAUAUCGAUGGUAUUUGUGAAUAAAUACUUACUCAGCAGUAAAGACCUUAAGCUCAAUGCUCCGCUGUUUGUGACCUGGUUCCAGUGUGUUGUAACUGUUCUGCUGUGUGCUCUGCUCAGCUUAUCUGGAAAACUGUUCCCAGGAAAGGUCACCUUCCCUCCAUUUGUGAUCGACCUCAAGCUAUGCAGAGCUACGCUGCCUCUGUCGAUCAUCUUCGUCUGUAUGAUUUCCUUCAACAAUCUCUGUCUGAAGUUUGUGGGCGUCGCCUUCUACUACGUCGGCCGAUCUCUAACUACCGUGUUUAAUGUGGUAUUCUCCUACCUGCUGCUGAAGCAGACGACAUCGGUGAAGGCACUGAUCUGCUGUGGCGUCAUCAUAUUCGGCUUCUUCCUCGGGGUGGAUCAGGAGAAGGUUUCAGGUUCUCUGUCUCUAAUGGGUGUAUUCUUCGGCGUGAUGGCAAGCGCCAGUGUUGCUCUCAACUCCAUCUACGUGAAGAAAGUUCUCCCCCUUGUCGACAACAACAUCUGGCGCAUCACCCUCUACAACAACAUCAACGCAAGUUUGUUGUUCCUCCCCCUGAUGCUGGUGACCGGAGAGUUUUCAGAGGUCCUGAACUUCCCAAAGAUCGGGGACAUCCACUUCUGGAACAUGAUGAUCGUCAGCGGUAUUUUCGGUUUCGCCAUCGGCUACGUGACCGGCAUGCAGAUACAGCUGACGUCACCGCUGACACACAACAUCUCCGGCACUGCCAAAGCGUGUGCUCAGACUGUUCUCGCCUGUGUGUUUUACCAAGACGUUAAGCCAGCACUAUGGUGGUUGAGCAAUGCUGUCGUCCUAGGCGGCUCGACAGGCUACACGGAAGUUAAACGACGUGAAAUGAAAGAAAAGCAUGCAGAAGAAGCCAAGUUAAGAGAAUUACAAGAAGUUUCCAGUGAUGAGAACGCACCAUCAAAAGCAUAAUAAUGUUGGGUUGUUCAUACAGGGUUAUUAUAAUUCAUUGCUUCAUGCAAAGGGUGUACAUAUUUAUAUGAUUUCCAUUUGAUAUCGCCUGAGGCUGCAGAAUGGCUGGGCCAUGUAUAUUUGUAACAAUCUCAUUUUAAUCAGAUCUUAUUUCUCACGGCUGCUGAACAAAGGACAUUCCUUUUGGUUCAAGGACCGUUCAUCAGGAACAUCAGUGUCACGUACCAUAUCAGGAAAGAGAUGGUGAAUGUGUUUUCUUGCUGGGGGAAUUCUGAAAGAAAUCAUGGUCUAUCCCCCCACUUGAUGGUGUAGACAUUUGAAAUGGUAGAGACAUUCCUAAGCACAUUUCAUGACCAGUCCCACCACCUUGGCCAUCUGUUAGACUGUAUGUUAGACAUGCUAUUUUGUUGAUUCAAUUUUUGGAUUGACAACUUUAUCAAACUAUUUUUUACACAUAGUCUGGAAUGAAAUUUUCCAGUUUGAAGGGCUAGUGGGGUACCUUAGUGGUUAAAGCAUCACGCUGAAGAUCUGGGUUCAGUUCCCCACAUGGGUACAAUGUGUGAAGCCCAUUUCUGGUGUCCCUCGCUGUGACUAGCUUGAAUAUUGC